Molecule: messenger RNA, 1819 nt
Organism: Dryobates pubescens (Downy woodpecker)
Lineage: Eukaryota; Metazoa; Chordata; Aves; Piciformes; Picidae
Gene: NPTXR
Product: neuronal pentraxin receptor
Exons: 5
Coding region: 183-1625 (480 amino acids)
Source: RefSeq, a predicted model, not a curated record
GGGGCUUCGGUGCCGGUGCUGCUGCCGGUACCGUCCUUGCCCGCCGGCUCGCUCCGGAUUGUCCGUCCGUCCCUCCCUCCCUCCCUCCAUCCCCUCUCGCUUUAUUUUCUUGCCGUCCGCGGGCUCGGGCCCCCCACGCCGCUGCCACCCUGAAGUUUCUGGCUGUGCUGCUGGCGGCGGGUAUGCUGGCUUUCCUGGGGGCCAUCAUCUGCAUCAUCGCCAGCGUCCACCCGGCCGGCACCGCCGCUCCCGCCGCCGCCCCCGCCGCCGACAAUGACUCGGCCGCCGCCGCGCUCCUGCCCGCCGACAAGGGGCUGGGAGCGCUGCACGGCCCCGCCGAGGCUCUGGCCAGCGCCGGGCCCCGCCUGCCCGGGGGGCCGCAGCCGCCGCUAUUCAGCCGCUUCGUUUGCACACCGCUGAGCGCCGAGUGCCCGGCUACCGGCAGCGGCCCCGCCGCCAGUCCCGGCCCCGAGGAGCUGCUGGCGCUGCGGAGCGCGGCGGCCCAGCUGCGCCGCACGGCGCUGGAGCAGAAGGAGCGAAUCCGUAUGGACCAGGAGACCAUCCGGGAGCUCACCGGCAAGCUCAGCCGCUGUGAAGGCGGCCUGCGAAGCCCUGCCGCCGCUCCCGCCGCCGCCGGGCUCCGCGCCGCCCCGCGCCCCGGCACCAUGGGUCACCCACCCGCCGAGCCGCCCGCUGUGCGAGAGCUGGAGGAGGCUGUCCGCGCCCUCCAGGACCGCAUCGAACGGAUAGAGCAGGAGCUGCCGGCCCGCACCAACGGCUCGGUGCCAAACACACCAGCUCUUGCCCGGGAUGCCCUCCAUACUAAGAUGGAGCAGCUGGAGGAGCAGCUCCUCUCAAAGAUCCUGACCCUGCAGAAGGAGCGCCAGGCUGCCAACACUGACCACAGCCAGCAGCAGCACAACAUCGAGAAGGAGCUGAGCUCCCUCCAGAACCGAGUGAUGGAGCUGGAGCAUGGACCACCAGGCUAUAGUCCUCCUGAUGCCUUCAAGGUGACCAUCCCGGUGCAGAACAACUACAUCUAUGCCCGCAUGAAGAAGAGCCUGCCGGAGCUCUAUGCAUUCACUAUCUGCAUGUGGCUGAAGUCCAAGGCUCUGCUGGGGCUCGGCACCCCUUUCUCCUACUCUGUCCCAAGCCAAGCUAAUGAGAUCGUGCUGAUGGAGUGGGGCAGCAACCCCCUGGAGCUGCUCAUCAAUGACAAGGUUGCCCAGCUGCCUCUGAGCCUGAAGGAUAAGGCCUGGCACCACAUCUGCGUGGCGUGGACCACCCGGGAUGGCAAGUGGUCAGCGUACCAGGAUGGUGAGCAGCGGGGUGCUGGUGAGAACCUGGCCUCCUGGCACGCCAUCAAGCCCCAGGGCAUCAUCAUUCUGGGCCAGGAGCAGGAUACGCUGGGUGGCGGCUUUGAUGCCACACAGGCCUUCAUGGGGGAGUUGGCACAGUUUGGCGUGUGGGAUCACAUGCUGGCGCCGGCGGAGAUCCUGGGCUUGGCCAACUGCACCUCCCACCUCCAAGGCAAUGUGAUCCAGUGGGACGACCAGGCGGUGGAGGUCUUCGGAGGUGCCAGCAAGAAGAGCUUCACUGCCUGCGAGGAAGGGAGGAAGGCAUGAGUGGCCCCUUGCCCCCUCCCCAGCACCAAGGAGCCUGGUGCCAGCCCCGAAGCACCUUUCUCCCCUCCCAGACUGCCGAGCCUCACCAGGGCAAUGCUUGGGCCUCCAAUGCUGGUGUUCUGGGAGGGAGUGGGCCCCUGGCAGCCUCCCUCUUGCCCCUGCGCCAGCAGCGUGGCUUGUCCAUGCUCCUGGCA